AUGCCUGCAAUGUCCCCCACGAUGGAGGAAGGUGGCAUUGUUUCUUGGAAAGUGAAGGAAGGAGAUAAGUUUGAUGCGGGUGACGUCUUGCUCGAGGUGGAAACUGACAAGGCCAAUAUUGCUGUCGAGGCUCAGGAUGACGGUGUCAUGGCCAAGAUCCUUAAACAGGAGGGAGAGAAGGAGAUCAAGGUUGGAACUCCAAUUGCAUUUUUGGCAGAGGUCGGCGAUAACUUGGCUGAACUCGAGUUCCCAGAAGUGGAAGAGAAGAAGCAAGAACCUAAGAAAGAGGCACCAAAGACGCCAGAACCAGCACAGCCAUCCCCGCCAGCUGAGCCUGCUCAAGCGAAGAAAACUAGCACUCCCGUGUCAUCUGGUAAGGCAGACCCUAACCAGGUGUUCUUGCCAUCGGUCGAGCUUCUGCUGGAGGCGAACGGAAUAUCCAGAGACGAAGCACUGUCAAAGAUUACAGCAACGGGGCCUAAGGGGCGGAUAUUGAGAGGUGAUGUGAAGGCAUACUUAGGCGAAAUCGAUUCCUCUAACAACUCAAAGAUUGCUGCCUACUUGGAUUCGAAGUCGCAUCUUGAUCUUUCAAACAUCGAGCUUCGUCCUGCCGCUGCUCAAGAGAAAGCUCCUGCCACAAAAGACAAGCCAAAGAAAGAACCGGUCAAAAUCACUCAUCAAUACAUUUUACCAGACAACAUUUCGAAGGACGAAGUUGUCAAGUUGGUGUCGAAAGCUGAACAAAAGGCCUACGGCAAGCCUCUUUAUGCUCCAUCUGACUUGAUCGAUCCGCUCUUCGAAGACAUUAUCGCCCCACCAAGAAAUGCUGAACGUUUCAAAAUCAACACCAGCUUCCAAACCUCCGUGGCUGAGCCUGAUGAUGACUUUGAUUUUGAGCCUUACCAGGAAACCCGGCAGCCAAACAUCUUGGACGUGGAACUCGUGUGCACAGACGUGGUCGACGCUAAAGCGCGUGCAGAGAUGUUUGUGGAUAUUCUCGGGAAAUACAUUUCGCGAGCUGAGGUUAAAAAUUAG
Molecule: messenger RNA, 1035 nt
Organism: Ogataea haglerorum
Lineage: Eukaryota; Fungi; Ascomycota; Pichiomycetes; Pichiales; Pichiaceae
Exons: 1
Coding region: 1-1035 (344 amino acids)
Biological process (GO): pyruvate decarboxylation to acetyl-CoA
Cellular component (GO): pyruvate dehydrogenase complex
Molecular function (GO): dihydrolipoyllysine-residue acetyltransferase activity
Source: RefSeq, a predicted model, not a curated record